Salvia splendens (bonfire salvia) is the source of this 609-nucleotide messenger RNA. RefSeq lists its product as uncharacterized. The coding region runs from base 1 to 609 and encodes 202 amino acids. NCBI's taxonomy places the organism in Eukaryota, Viridiplantae, Streptophyta, Magnoliopsida, Lamiales, Lamiaceae. The transcript is spliced from 2 exons. The record is from RefSeq and is a predicted model, not a curated record.
AUGGAAUACAAGGUUGGAGAUAAAGUUUUCUUGCGAGUUUCACCUUGGAAAGAAGUAAUGCGAUUUAGACGUAAAGGUAAGCUGAGUCCUCGUUAUAUUGGGCCAUAUGAUAUUAUCGAAAUAGUUGGACCGUUAUCGUACAAGUUAGCAUUACCUCCAGAGUUAGAGCAGAUUCAUAAUGUUUUUCACUUCAGCAUGCUUCGACGUUAUCGGUCUGAUCCGUCACAUGUACUGAGAGAUCCUGAUAUACAGAUUUCUGAGAAUUUGAGUUACAUAGAUGAACCAAUUAAUAUUGUAGACCGACGGGUUAAACAAUUGCGAAGAAAAGAGAUUCCAAAGGUAAAAGUUAUUUGGCAAAAUCACAGAGUCGAAGAAGCGACUUGGGAAACAGAGGAAAAGAUGAGAAAGAACUAUCCACAUCUGUUUACGGAAAGUCGCUGCGAGCAGAGACCGCUCAAACUCCGCUUUGGCGCCGUCAUCCUCGAUGCCAUUUCUGAAUUGAGUUUGCGAGGAUCUUCCCUCGCUUCAUAUUUGGGCGAUUCCACUUUCAUGUGGACUGAUUCAGCCUCCUUCAAUUUGUUGAAGAAAUCCUGUGAGAUCGGGUCCUGA